GCUCGAUAGGCAGGCAAUCGACGGCCAUGCAGCUCUGACCGCUCAACAAAAAAUUACCACGUGAAGCGAAAUUGUGCGAAUUUCAUCACGGCGUUUAAAAAAUUUCCGGCAAUUUAAACCAAACGCAGAGGAUCACAGGGUUCGGACUCAGUCAGGCCAGCAGAUCCAAUCAAAUAGAAACCCCAAGAGAAAAUCAACCCGAAACACACAGAGAACAUGGCGCUGCGAGUGCAAUUCGAAAACAACGACGACAUCGGCGUCUUUACCAAGCUAACUAACACAUACUGUUUGGUGGCCAUCGGGGGAUCUGAAACCUUCUACAGCGCCUUCGAGGCGGAGCUGGCCGAGACAAUCCCUGUGGUGCACGCCAACGUGGGCGGCUGCCGAAUCAUCGGUCGCCUUACGGUGGGCAACCGAAACGGCCUGCUGGUGCCCAAUUCCACCACCGACGAGGAGCUGCAGCACCUGCGCAACAGUCUGCCGGAUGCCGUGAAGAUUCAGCGCGUGGAAGAACGCCUCUCUGCGCUGGGCAACGUCAUAGCCUGCAACGACUAUGUGGCCCUAGUGCACCCUGAUCUAGACAAGGAGACGGAGGAGAUCAUCGGUGAUGUGCUCAAAGUGGAGGUCUUUCGCCAGACCAUCGCGGACAACACACUAGUGGGUUCCUAUGCCGUUCUGAGCAACCAGGGCGGCAUGGUCCACCCCAAAACCAGCAUACAGGACCAGGAUGAGCUGUCGUCCUUGCUGCAGGUCCCCCUUGUUGCGGGAACAGUGAACAGAGGCAGCGAGGUGCUCGCCGCUGGCAUGGUGGUCAACGACUGGCUCUCCUUUGUGGGCAUGAACACCACGGCCACAGAGAUUUCGGUGAUUGAAAGCGUCUUCAAGCUGAACCAGGCGCAACCCGCCACGGUUACGACAAAACUGCGAGCCGCCCUCAUUGAGGACAUGUCCUAGGCAUCUAGACACCAUCAACCUUUUACGAUUGGUCUAAGCGAUAAUCUGUUAUCUUCUACGAAUUGUCAUUUAAGAACGAAAUACAAAAAAAAAAACCAUAAAA
This is a messenger RNA of Drosophila ficusphila, 1057 nucleotides long. RefSeq names its product eukaryotic translation initiation factor 6 (gene eIF6). The coding region runs from base 217 to 954 and encodes 245 amino acids. The record is from RefSeq and is a predicted model, not a curated record. Gene Ontology annotation, cellular component: cytosol; nucleolus; preribosome, large subunit precursor. Gene Ontology annotation, biological process: maturation of 5.8S rRNA; assembly of large subunit precursor of preribosome; cytosolic ribosome assembly. Gene Ontology annotation, molecular function: ribosomal large subunit binding. NCBI's taxonomy places the organism in Eukaryota, Metazoa, Arthropoda, Insecta, Diptera, Drosophilidae. The transcript has a single exon.